AUGAAGUCAGCUCUAGUCCUCCUCGUUUGCUUUGGCUCUGUGCUUGCAACAGUACCAGUUGCCACUAAAUGCCCAGACACCUGGAAAUGGUUCAAGAGAUCCAGAGGCGGUUGGUGUAUGAAGGUCUUCGCCGCGAUUGGAACUCAAGCAGACGCUGAAGCCAAGUGCAAAGCGGAAGGAGCAGUGGUGGCAGGAGUUCAGAACACUGAGGAGAUCAAGUGGAUGUCAGCAACUCUCCAAUCCCUCCAAACAAAUCCCGUAGGUACCCUGUGGGUUGGCGCCAAGCGUACCAAACCGUGCAUCUCCUCUGGAUUAACCAAGCAGUGCUCCGCGAUCACCUCCUUCUACUGGUCUGACCAGUCUGCCGUCGGUGUUCAAGGAUUCUUCUGGCGGGCGGGAGAGCCAAACAAUGCACUAGGCGGGCAGGGUUGUGCCCAGGUGUACUCCACCACUAAUGAUAUGGAUGAUGUUGGAUGUGGAUCUACAAAUCAAGGAUACAUUUGUGGAAAGGUUGCGACGUUCUAGUGGAAUAAUCUAAUUGUUCAUGUUGUUUAAAUAAACGUUGAAAAAUGUUA
This is a messenger RNA of Caenorhabditis elegans, 575 nucleotides long. RefSeq names its product C-type lectin domain-containing protein (gene clec-133). The transcript is spliced from 3 exons. Gene Ontology annotation, molecular function: carbohydrate binding. The record is from RefSeq and is marked reviewed. The coding region runs from base 1 to 525 and encodes 174 amino acids. NCBI's taxonomy places the organism in Eukaryota, Metazoa, Nematoda, Chromadorea, Rhabditida, Rhabditidae.